Ylistrum balloti is the source of this 7901-nucleotide messenger RNA. RefSeq names its product dixin-like. Gene Ontology annotation, molecular function: protein binding. The transcript is spliced from 18 exons. Bases 1 to 2697 code for a protein of 898 amino acids. Gene Ontology annotation, biological process: canonical Wnt signaling pathway. NCBI's taxonomy places the organism in Eukaryota, Metazoa, Mollusca, Bivalvia, Pectinida, Pectinidae. The record is from RefSeq and is a predicted model, not a curated record. Gene Ontology annotation, cellular component: cytosol.
AUGGACAGUGGUCAUCUUAGUGUAUUUCUAUGUAACACAAGGACAAAGAAGAGGAUAUAUACAGAUGCGGCCAAUUAUGAUGGUGGUCACUACCCGGCUAUCAACAUGAUGUCCGAAAUUCGAAGUGUAACAGUAACAAGUGGGGAUAUUUAUAGGUUACGCACGAGCUCUCCUCCGAAAUUGGAUACAUUCAAAUCUCCUAAAAAAUUGAAAGGUUUUAAUAAUUUAAGCAGGAAAAGUUCUGAUACGUCUGAUAUAUCGACGAAAUCGACAUCGUCUGUGAAAUGGAAAACAGGUGUUGUACAAGAUGUAAACAGAUUGGGUUCAGCGUUAGUCAUGGACGAUCGUCUCUCACCGCGAGUUAAAUCAGGCGUCGAGUUAUCUAUUCUCAAAUCGUCAUCGGAAAUCAGUGAUGUGAAAUCGACAACCUUAAAUUAUUUGAAAUCCCGGGCAAAUUCUGCCUCAACAUCUGUCAGUUCCCCAGGGACGGGAGAAGUGAUCCCCUCUCCCCGGUCCCUCCCGGGUAGUGCUUGUCCUUCCCCUUCUCCCUGUAUUACGGAUAUUGAUUCGGAUGCUACAGCUAGGAGCUUUCCCUCGAGCAAGAAAUUCCGGGGGAGUCGGAACAGGGCGGAACCCCAGAAGAAGCAACAACUCCAUGCCUAUGUAGCCUGGGUCAAUUCACAACUCAAGAAGAAGCCUGGGGUGAGGCAGGUCGAGGAUCUCCGAAAUGACACCAAGGAUGGCGUGAUACUGGCCGAACUCAUUGAAAUCGUUGCGGGUGACAAGCUGCCAGGGAUUCACCAAGUGCCAUCCAACUAUGGAGAGAUGAAAGAAAAUGUUGAGAAGGUUCUUCAUUACAUGUCCACCAACAGGAUUCGCAUGCAUCAUGCCUCGGCAAAAGAUAUCGUGGAAGGUAACCUCAAAUCUACAAUGAGGCUGAUAUUGGCGAUAGCGGCACACUUCAAACCUCAUAGUGUAAAACAUUCCACACAGCAUUUAAACCGCACCACAGUAGGAUCGCCUCAUGCUGUUGGCAUUGCCCAGGGUGCAUCAGCUGCUCUUGCGGAGGCCAGGAGGACUGCAGCGAAGGCAGGAACUAGUUUCCGUGGGAACCGAUCACGUUAUAACAACAGUGAACGAAGGCGAACAUACCACGGAGGCAGCAGUUCUGAUCAGUUCAGUGAUUCUGAUCACAGUUUUGGUCACACUGAUCACGAUUUUAAGGGACGACGAGAUGAUGGUGAUGGUGCCAGCAAUGACAAAAGUCCACUGCCAAGUGCUCGCUUCAACGCUGCCCACCCACCCAACACACAACCUGUUAUCUCAAAGAGCCGUUCAUCAGAUUAUAUCUCGACUAGGGACAGCAGUUCUGACAGUAGUAACCUAACGCUGGUCAGCCAAAGUCAGGAAAUCCUGUCUGAGUAUCAAGGAUUGUCAGCCACCAUCAACAAAACCAGGACAGAUUUACUCAAACUUCAGGACCUGCUCCUGAGUGGCGAGCCCCCAGAUGGAGAGGAGAGUGGAGGGGGAGAAACGGCUACAUCCUCAUUACCAGAGGAACAGAUGGUAAUAAUGAAAAGUCAGCUCAUCCAAGCCACAGAGGUUUGUAAAGACCUCAGGGAGGAGCUCUCCAUGACCAAGGAUGAUUGUAUGCAGCUUCAGGGCACAAAGGCUGGGUUAAAUCAGAGACUUCUCGAACAAGAGGAGCGUAUUUCACAACUCAAUUCUGAGGUCCUGCGUGCUGACUUUGAAUAUCAGCGAUUUGAGUCAGAAAUAACGGAAAUGAAGCGAGCAUUACGAGAGAAAGACAAACUGAUUGUAGAUUUAAAGAAAGACAUUGCGAGAAGAGAUAAACAUAUUGACCAUCUUCAAAAUGAAGUCCAGUUACAGAUCCAGGAAAAAGAAAAUGCUACACGGUCGCUAAAGAUGCAAAUAUCUGAACUCCAUGAUCGGCUCAAGGUCGUAGGUCAAACAGGGGCCAACUUGUCAGCACGUGUUGCUUCUCAGGAUAAACGAAUGGCCCAGCUGGAGGGUAAAAUUCUGUCCUCGUCAGAUGAUGGCAGUAGUCAUAGGAGCGACAAUACCAGCUUUGUACGUAAAAAUUCUGUUCAGACAGGGACAGGUGAUGAACUACAGGUUGUGCGUGACUCACUACAUAACCUUCGACUCAGCUUCAAGGGCACAGACCCCCAGCAGCACACGAUAGACACACUAGAACAGAGUGUGUCUGCACUUCUGGAUAAGAUCACGAUGUCAGUCGGCUCUGCAGCAGGUGACUCACAGAGUGGCCUCGAUGUUACCUCACGACGCCUCAACUUUGACUCUACGGGUGAUGUCCGCAGAUCUCCAAUCACGUCCAUUCCAGGUAGUCAUACAAGUUUUCCAUACAAUCAUUUAGAUGGUGGUGGCCAGCAGACCUCAUCUUCUCCUGUCAGUGGUAAGGAGGCCACAAAAGUGUUAUAUUUCACCGACAAGUCAUUAAGUCCAUUCUCCUACACGAUACGAAAAAGAUUAGGGGAGAUAACCCUGAAGGAUUUUAAGUCUAUAUAUGAUAGACCUGGUAACUACAGAUACUCAUUCAAGGCUCUUGACCCUGAGUUUGGCACUGUCAAGGAGGAGGUAACCAAUGAUAUGGAUAUCAUACCAGGCUGGGAAGGAAAAAUAGUUGCCUGGAUCACAGAAGAUACGGGGACAUAGCACAGGAGAGUUGUGUCCCUUGGCUAUAUUAUCUGCCAUUUUAUCACACAGAGGAAAAUCUAUCUCUAGCACAGAUGAUGACCUGCCUUUGUACUUCGCUGUUCUCACUUACACAGGAAAAAGCUGCGGUCUUUAUGUGCAACUGGAUAAAAGGAUGAGAUCUGGUGAAAAAGAAAGUGUUCAUCUGUUUCUUAAGCACACAGCUGAAAUCAGAGAAUGCAUAUAUUUUAACUAAACAGGGUUGCUAUGGAAACAGAGGAUUUGUGAUAAAUACUUUGGAAUAUUUCUUAAACUAUGACUGAACGACUUUCGGACUUUAUCUCUUGUCAGACAUUUGUGUGACCGUUUAAAGUUUACUUGUGGCUAGUUAAAAAAAAAAAACCAGAUGUUUGGCUCCGAGCUGUAUAUAGUUCCAACUUUACAACUGUAAAAAACAGACUUUUACAUGGAGUUGGAGAGUACAAAACCACUUACUAAUGAAAACUAGUCUUUUUAGAGAAGAAACCAGACUUUUUUGGGUGUUCGAAAAAACUCAAAAUGAUACUAGACUUUAAACUGCAUUGGAAAUACCUGUUGUGAUAUAUACUACAGAACACUGUGGCAGUGGUUACAGUGAUAUUCUUGUGAAACCAUUUAUAACUCUCUUUACCAGUUGUUGUCUUACUGUUGUUGAAUGGUCUUGCCUAAUAUGAUAUUCAGUAUCCUAAAUGUUCACAUGUCCUUAAACCUUGGGAGUCUGCAUUUUUCUGUUGCGAUACAAUAUUGUGGAAGAACAAAGCCUAAACAGGUGCUAUAUGUAAGCUACAAUAUCUCCUAUAUUGUAUACACUGUUAUACUGUAACAUUCAAAACCAUCAUCGUUUUUUCAUUCAUUCCUAUUGUAUUCAAUAUUGAUGAUGCAUGUUUCAUGUCAUUUUAUUCCAACAGGACGUAAUAUAUCUCAGAGAUUACAUAUUAUCUGUUAGGAUGGUAAAGAAAUAUAUUUUGAACCCUAAGGUCAAUCCUGACAUAGUUCAUUCUAAAUUCUGAUUUUUUUUUACAAAAUAAAUAAACUUCUUUAAAUAAUUACAAAUUUUAUUUUAUUAUAGGUAUUUUUUUUCAAAAAGGGGUGCUUGUUUGACCAUAUUCUAUAUAGUUUGAUAAAGAAUAGAAUAUUUGUGAUAUACACAUAAUCUAUAUACUAUUGAUCAAUUCAUCUAUGGAUUCGCUUGAGUAAAUUCCUAACAUUACCAGGCCAAAGAGCAAUUAAGUAAUUAAUAAAAACAAACCGCAAACCUAGACCCAUUUGCUUCUGUUGGUUUAAUUGUGGUGAGGUACAGCCAGAUCUCUAUUUCAGAUCUCUGGCUGGUUUCACUUGCCACUGUUCAUGGAUUUUCUAAAUGGAGAUAAGUUGUUGAUUGCACUUGUCUUUUUGACUUCCAAGUAAAUGUUGUGUCUCUGACCCUGUCUAUACCAUUGGCUUCCAUUGUGAUUGGUGCCUAAAUCCAUUGUGUCAGUGUUUGUAAUCCAUUGUAAGACUGUGAACUUGAAAAUGAAAGGGUGAUUAUUCAGUUGAUAACUUAUAUACAAAUUCUGAAGGAAUUAAAGGGAGAUAAUCUUGAAGUCUUAUUAUCUCCCCUUGGUAGGUAUACUCUAUCUCAAUGCAAUAUCCCAUCACUAAAUUUGAGAAUUAUUUUUAGUUGUUGUUUCACAUCAAAGUUAUGAUUAUUUGAAUUUGUAAUUGAGUAAUCAAACGUUAAAGUAGACAACAUCACAAAUUUGUAGGUAUGAAGAUUUCACAUUGUCAUCAACUAUUGUCUAAAUGAUGUGAUAAUUAUUGAAUUGUUGAAUGUUUUCUUCAUCAUACAGUUUUACAUACCAGGGUCAAGGUCACAGAAUCAGCAGGUUUAUUAGGUCAUGUAACCACUUGAGGGUCAAGGUCACAGAAUCAUCAACUAAACUAUCAUGUGAUGACAACAUGAUCACAUCAAGCUUGUCUACUGAAGUGUGGCUUUUGAUCUAAUUGCUUUUAUGAAAAGUUCAUUACACAUUCUAUGUCUGGUGUACAUCAAUCAAAGACGUUGAUCAUUGUUCUACAAUGUGUCCAAUCUACCAGUGUUUAUAACAAAAUGUUCUAUUUGCCAGUACCAUUAUAUAAUUUCUGUAGGGAAAUUUUUUUUUCUCACAUCUUUUCUCUCUCUUCAUUAUACUGCCAAUGAAUUCAAGGAUGAUGAAAAUGUUAAUUUGUACAGCUGAAGUCAAAAUCUGCCUUGUUCAUUUUUUCUUCUUCUUACAAAACAAUGUUCCCCAGUGUGUCGGUAUGAUAAAAGAACAGAUAAAAAGGAUAUUUAGUGGAUUAAGCUUGUUCCAUUUAUCUGAAUAUUGAUAAAAUCUUCAAUUUUACUGUGCAUGUGAAAUUGUGCUGUGACACCUGUCCAAACAGUACAGUCUUAGAUCUGUCUCAUCACUAUUUUAUUUUGUUCUUUUUAUAAGAAAUGCUUACAGUUCAUAACACACAAAGAAUUUUAUUGUUUAUAUUUUGGUUUUGCUAAAGUAGAAUUUAUUUUCCCAAAAUGGCAGAUAGCUAUUUUUCAUGAUAAUGCAAAAAGAAACAUGCAAGUAAUUCUGCAUAUGAAAGUCUGUUUCCUAAAGAAUCCUAACUUUCAAUUAUACGCAAUCUUUAUUGAUAGAAUUGUGCAAUAUAUAUUGUAUGCUUGCACUUCAUGUGUCUGAUGUUUUUCCAUCAUAAUUGGUGUAAGUGUUUUAAAUGUACACUGUGCGAUUGUCGGAUGUUUCAUUGUUAUAACUUUACCAAUCAAUCUGUGAAGUUUUCCUUAUUAAUUUGUGCCUUAUUAGUUUGUUGUAGUUUAAAACUGUUUUCUGUCGAAGAAUUAGGUGCUGCUGAUCAAGGUUCUAAAGCAAAUCAAUGCUUCUUUUGUUUUCUAUGUUAUAAGUUUGUUAUCUUUUCAGUAUAUAAAAAGUAAAGUAGUCGUCACCAUGACUUAAGACCAAUUCAAUGCUACUUUCAUUUUCUAUAUGAUUAUCAUUGUUUUAUCAUCCAUUCUGUGUGACAAAAUGAGUUGAUUAUUAUAACCAUUAAAUAUAUGUAAUGUUCUACUUUCAUUUUCCAAAUAUAUAUCACUAUGUCAUCAUUGAUAACAUUUUUCCAUGUCACUAAAUGAAGCACUUAUGCUCAUAGACCAAUAAUGACUUAUUUUCUAUAAAGAAAUCACAAUAUGAUAUUGUUUUUUUUUAUAUGUAUAUUUUCAAAAACCAAAUGUUCCAUACUUUCCAAUUGUUGUCAAGUUUUUGUUUAUAAGUUUGUUCUGAAGUCAUUAGACUGUUGCACUGUCUUCAAAAGCAAUAUUUUUUGCACAUUAUAAUGAUGAAAUAUGACUCUGAGGUAGAUCUGAAUGUUCAAUUUUAUUUUUUUUUUCUUAUUUCAUUCUUUUACAAACAAAUUAGUUGAUGUUAGUUAUGAGAUUAUUAAUAACAUGUAAAAAAAGUCUCAGAAUACUUUGCUUAAUUAGAUUUUUUCAAACCAAAGACAUUUUUGGAUGAGAAUGUGACACUAGAGCAACUGUACUCUAGUAUUUUUUUAUUCUGACUUUUAAAUAUCUGAUAAAUUCAUACAUUAAAAUGCAGCAUUGUCUUGGAGCUAACAUGGUGUAAACUUGAUUUGACUGCUCUCGUGAAAUUGAUUCCAAAAUUUAUAUUUAAAAAGGUGGUUUUGGUCAGAGAUUUGUAAACAGAACACUUUCUUAAGUUCUGAGGUCAGAGGUGAAAGGUCAUGGGUAUUAGGUGAGGUGUUAUUCUUAGCUUUUAGUUUGUUAAUUUGUAUUUUCUGAUUGAAAUAGAUAUGUCAUAAUUUGUUUUUUAUGUGCUAAGUUAUUUCUAUAUACCAUAACUAUUUAUUGUUUGAAUACUUAAGUGAUCAGCUUGUUUUUUAAUUUUCUGUCUCUAGAAAGAUCUGCCAUACACCAGGUUUUGUUCUAUGUGAAUAUUCUACAACUCUACACAAGCUGUUCUAUUUCCUACACAAGUUUAUACCAUUUCUGUUUUUUCAUUUUUUGUGUGCGAUAUAUCUUUAUUUCAUGAUUAUAUAUCAUUUCUGUUUCUUUACUUGUUGAUUUUUCCUCAAUGUAAUUACUACAGCAAAACUUUCAUAAUAUUUUAAUUUAGUUUGUUUAAAUAUUUUAUGCAUGGAAACUAUUUUUCAUUGGCAGUAAUUGAAGAAAAAAAUAUGACACAAUUAUUCAUGACAAUUUCCCCUCAUUAUGCAAACAAAUUAUCAUAAUAAGCAAAAUUGAACAAUGUUAAAACACAAUUUCAUGUUGUUUCAUAAUACCAUACUAUGCUAUUCCAAUCACAAUUAACUGAAAAACAGCAGUUAUCAUUUUUGUAAAGAGAAGCAACUUCAUUCUGUGUUCAAGUUUUCCACAUUUAGCUUUCAGACAUUCUGUGUUGUAAAAAACUGAUGAAAUAUUACAUUGUAUUAAUAUUAAACCGAAAGUAUUUGUACCCCUGAAAUUUCACACACAUCUAUCCAUGUACACCUUAAGAUUUUUUUAGAAAUAUCUGGUGGUACAGAAUAAAACACAUUGUGAUACUGGUCUAUAAACUGCCAUAAUCUUGUAUAUCAUCAAACUUUCACUGCCAUUAUAAAGUAUAUCAUGCACCAGAGACAUAAAUUUAACACUUUCCACCAAGAAGCCAUCUCUAGAAGAGUUGUCUUCCUUGCUUUCGUUUGAAAGUAUACAUACCACUAAGCACUUUGGGAGAUAUUGAUGGAGAAUUCCUGAGAUCACUAUGGUGAUAAUCUCUCCCAGGUGAAAUUUCUAGUCAGUUGAUUUUUAUUUCCAAUGUUUACUUAUGAUAUUGUCUUUAAGCUGAGGUAAUGACUAGGAGACAUUACCUGUAUUUAUCAAUGAAUACUGCAGUGGUCAGUUUUAAUAGGAUAUUCUUACGUUCCAGUGGUCAGUGUAUCGUGGGAUAUUCUAAUGUUCCAGUGGUCAGUGUAUCGUGGGAUAUUCAAAUGUUCCAGCGGUCAGUUUAUCGUGGGAUAUUCUAAUGUUCCAGUGGUCAGUGUAUUGUGGGAUAUUCUAAUGUUCCACUGGUCAGUUUAUCGUGAACUGUCUGGAGGAGUAUAUUUGAUACCUCUAUUGUAUUAUGUUGAUUUCAGGCCUUAGUUUUGUUGAUGCAUCAAAAUAAAGCUUGUUGUAAAAG